GCCGCCCCCAUCGCCCUCCAUCCCGCCAUCCGGAGGCCGACCAGCAUGCUGCGCGCCUCGAUUCUUGCGGCCCGCCCUGCAGCCCGGCCAUUGGCACGCGCCGCCCGCCCGCAAUGGCGCGCUGCCCAGCGCUGGUACGCCGACGACAAAAAGCUGGACCAGACGGCCGUCCCCAACCCGGCGCCGCUCGUCGAGCCCACCGACCCUGCGAGCCCGCCGACCAUCGCGCAGGCGACCAUCCCGCCGUCUGAGGUCCCUCGCGCCCCGCCCGCGCCCGCGACGAGCAUUGUGAACGACGCCGCCCUCGCUGCCUCGCGCUCCGCCCCCGUCAUCCAGCCCGCGACCACGCCGCCGACCGGCCCUGGCACUGCGAGCGUCGCCCCCGACCCAAUCACCCCGAAGCCCAAGAAGCGCAGGUUCCGCCGCUUCUUGCUGUGGCUGACCAUCCUGUCCGGCCUCAGCUACGCCGGCGGCGUCUACUACUCGCUGGUCUCGGACAACUUCCACGACUUCUUCACCGAGUUCGUCCCCUUCGGCGAGGAUGCCGUCGCCUACUUCGAGGAGCGCGAGUUCAAGCGCCGCUUCCCAGCCCGCCCCGACCAGCCGCGCCUCCACCAGCAGAUCUCGGGCGAGAACAAGGUCACCAUCCCCGGCAAGAGCGGCCUGACCGCCCGUGUCGCUGAAGACCCCCACAUAAGCGCCGUCAGCGAGAACAACCCCAAGCCCAAGACGGCCGAGCAGCCCCGCGUUGGCUCGAACGUUCAGGAGUCGAAGAAGGUGCAGGAGCAGAGGGAGAAGCCUGCCGCGGCGACCUCCAAGGCUGAGCCCAAGACCGUCAUCCUCGACGCCCCCUCGACCCCCAUUUCUCAGAUCGACCACCUCAACGUAGCCUCUGCGAGCGAGCCUGUCGUCCAGGACGUCGUCAAGAUCGUCAACGACCUCAUCACAGUAGUCAACGCCGACAAGACACACGAUGGAAAGUACAACUCUGCUCUGGAUAAGGCCAAGUCAGAGCUCUCCAAGGUCGUCUCCGACAUCUCCCUACUGAAGGCCAACCUGCAGAAGGAGUCUGAGGACAAGGUCAAGGCUGCCCACGCUGAGUUCGAAGAGGCCGCCAAGGAGCUUGUCAGGCGCCUCGACCACCAGAUGCAAGAGCAGGAGGCCCACUGGAAAGAGGAGUACGAGAACGAGCGCGAGCGCCUUCAGCAGACCUACAGGAGCAAGGUCAAGUCUGAGCUCGAGGCCGCCCACAAGGUCUACGAGGCAAAGCUCAAGAAUGAGCUUCUUGAGCAGAGCAUCAACCUCCAGAAGAGCUUCACCAAGAACGUCCGCGACCGUGUCGAGGCUGAGCGCGAUGGCCGUCUCGGCAAGCUGAACGACCUUUCCAACUCUGUUCACGAGCUUGAGAAGCUCACAGCUGAGUGGAACUCCGUUGUCGACGCCAACCUGAAGACUCAGCACCUCGUUGUUGCCGUCGAGGCCGUCAAGUCUGCUCUCGAGACACAAAUCGUCCCCAAGCCUUUCGUCACCGAGCUGGCUGCCCUUAAGGAGAUUGCUGCUGACGACCCAGUGGUCAGCGCUGCCAUCUCCAGCAUCAACCCCACCGCCUACCAGCGCGGUAUCCCCAGUUCCGCUCUUCUGAUCGAUCGCUUCCGCCGUGUUGCAUCCGAGGUCAGGAAAGCCGCGCUUCUCCCCGAGGACGCUGGUGUCGCAUCCCACCUCGCCUCCCUCGCCAUGUCCAAGGUCUUGUUCAAGAAGUCCGGGCUAGCAGUCGGCGGCGACGUCGAGGCUGUGCUUGCGCGCACCGAGGUUCUACUCGAGGAGGGCGACCUGGACGGCGCAGCACGCGAGAUGAACGGCCUGCAAGGGUGGGCCAAGGUGCUGAGCAAGGACUGGUUGGGCGAAUGCAGGAGAGUGUUGGAGGUCAGGCAAGCACUGGAUGUCAUUGCUACAGAAGCGAGACUGCAGAGCUUGCUGGUCGAUUAGGCGUGUCUUGUGGUGAGCGCUUUGUAAUGUAGUCAUAGAGCUGUGAAUGUAUCUGUUCCAUUUG
Molecule: messenger RNA, 2050 nt
Organism: Boeremia exigua
Lineage: Eukaryota; Fungi; Ascomycota; Dothideomycetes; Pleosporales; Didymellaceae
Product: mitochondrial inner membrane protein Mitofilin
Exons: 1
Coding region: 46-1986 (646 amino acids)
Biological process (GO): cristae formation
Cellular component (GO): MICOS complex
Source: RefSeq, a predicted model, not a curated record